CCUUACCCGUCCCGACCGCUUCAAUGGCACCGACGGUCCUGCGUUAUUCUUCACUUUCUGCUUCCUCAUCUCCCACCAUCAUUCUACAAGGACAUCCAACCCUCCCUCUGCUAUAUAUACUUCACUCGACAACCUCUUACUCCACAUCCAUGAACGACCAAGUAAGCCACUUCUAAAGAAACCGGCUCAGAGAAUCAUGCCAUACAUCAAUUUCGACGGCGACUGGGAUCCCACCGCCAGUCUAGCCGAGCAGGCUAAGAGGCUGGUAACAGACCGCCUGUGUCGGGGAAUCACCCUUGGACAGCUGCUGGACGACCAGCGUGAAUGCCUGCGAGGAAGCCCAACAAAAACAAUGCUGUGGUUGUUCCACAUGUUCAUGAUCAGAGAGAUCAAGAACCGAUUCGACAUGGCCAGGCCCGAAUAAGGUGUAGGCGACGGGCAG
Molecule: messenger RNA, 442 nt
Organism: Neurospora hispaniola
Lineage: Eukaryota; Fungi; Ascomycota; Sordariomycetes; Sordariales; Sordariaceae
Exons: 3
Coding region: 197-424 (75 amino acids)
Source: RefSeq, a predicted model, not a curated record